This is a messenger RNA of Chrysochloris asiatica (Cape golden mole), 7182 nucleotides long. RefSeq names its product SCO-spondin (gene SSPO). The record is from RefSeq and is a predicted model, not a curated record. Gene Ontology annotation, cellular component: extracellular matrix. Lineage: Eukaryota; Metazoa; Chordata; Mammalia; Afrosoricida; Chrysochloridae. Gene Ontology annotation, molecular function: protein binding.
AUGUGGGCAUGUCCAAUCGGCUUCUCCGCAGAUGGUGCCAGGGCAGCGCAGUGCUGUGAGUGGACAGAGAUUGUCUGGGUGGAGGAGUUGGUGUCCCACCGCCAGGAAGUCCUGGUGCCCUGUACCAGCCUCUACCACCACCUCCAGUUGGGCUGGCGCCUGGGCCCACCCCCAAUGGCGCACACUGGACUCACUUCUGACCUUGGGCUCUGCCCCAUCUACAGGCUCCCAGAAACCCGGCCUGCCACUGAGACUGGAAUCGUGAAGGCUUGCUGCCCAGGCUGGGAGGGCACCCGCUGUUCCCUGGCCGGCCCAGCCCUCAAAGAAUCUCACCCCGUGGGCUACUGCUUUGCCACAGGGCGGUGUGGGAUGCCUAGAAGAGGGCGGUACCCAAGCCUGGGGGCACAGCUGGCAAGACAGCCUCUCCCAGGCCUGCUCUGCUGCUCUGGCCAGUUCCUCACAGGCAGCACCAUCACCCUGGCCCCCCUGCAGCCACUGGUGGGGACCGUGAACCAGCUGUGGAGCCAGCACCAGUGCCCCUCAACCACCUACGCCACCUGGUCCAGCUUCCAAUUCCUAGGCCGCUGCAUGUACCUGCGGGCAGGCGCGCCUGACUCCAGCUGGGCUGUCCACCUCCUGCCCAGCAUCCUCCUCCCUGUAGGGCUGAGUCUGCAGUGGCAGGGCGACUGGCUGGUGCUGUCAGAGGGUCUGGGGGUCAUCGUGCAACUGGAUGGAGCUGGCUCUGUGUCCGUCUCCCUGGACCCUGGUACCCUGCCUCACCGCCUAGCCUCAGAUGACUUUUUGGAGCCAGAUGGGGGCCUCGCAGCGUUAGCUGCCACCUUCGGGAAUUCCCAGGAUGUGUGGAUGUCGGAGGUUGCUCCAGGCUGCAAGGGGUCCCUGGGGGAUGAAGAAGAGGUGGCCCGGCUGCGGGCUGAAGCCCAGGACAUUGCCACAUGUCUUUUCAGGGAGUGCCACGUCCAGCGCCCACCACGGAGUACCAUGAGGCUUGCCAGAGGCACAGCGGCCAGCAGGCAGGCGGGGUGGAAGGAGGCUGUGUGUGCAACCCUGGCCAGCUAUGUCCGGCAGUGUGCCCAGGAAGGCAUCUUUGUCCACUGGAGGAGGACUGGCUUUUGUGAGCAUCUGUGCCCUGGGGGCCAGCUCUACAUGGACUGUGUGUCCUCCUGCCCACCCUGCUGCAAGGCGGUGGGUGAAGGCAGGGAGGAGUCCUGCUGAGAUGGAUAUGUGAGCGGCUGUGAGUGCCCCGUGGCCUGUCCUGGGACAGCGCUCUCUUGUGUAUCUCCUGCCGGAUGCCCCUGCUACCACCUGUGCCAGCAUUAUGCCCCAGGGAACAUGGGACCCCAGCUGUGCGGCUCCUGUGUGUGCCAGGACGACCGCUGGCACUGUGCCCAGGCCGCAUGCCCAUUCGAAUGUGCCCUGAGCGCUGAUAGACACUUCACCUUUGAUGGCCGGAGCUUUUCUUUUCGGAGCAGCAAAGGCUGCGGCUAUGGCCUGGUGCAGGACCACAUGAGGGGGCAGCUGCUGAUGGAGCUGGAGCUAGGAGACUGUAAGUCUGGGAGCUGCCUCCACACCAUCUCUGGUGGGGGUGGGGGGCACGUCCAGCUCAGGGACUCAGGCAUGGUUCUGGAGGAUGGGCAAGAGGUGGCUGUGCCCUAGCAUGGGGAAGGGGGCCUCAGCAUCUCCCGAGCCUCUUCUAGCUUCCUGCUGCUGAGCUGGUCAUGGGCCCAGGUCCUCUGAGUGUCUGAUCCCACGACUUACAUCUCUCUGGAGCCCCGCUAUGCCCACCGGGUGCAAGGUCUGUGUGGCACCUUCACUUGGAACCAGCAGGGUGACUUCCUGACUCCUGCUGGGGACGUGGAGACCAGCAUAGCUGCGUUCACCAGCAGGUUCCAGGUGGACGGCGCUGGGAGGUGUCCCCCAGGGGAUGCAUCCCCCUCGGAGGCAGCUUGUGCCAUCCUGCACACUGACCCAUUUUCUGACCCCCAGGAGUGCCACAGGCUGGUGGACAGGGAGCCUUGCUGGCAGCGUUGCCUGGCAGCUGUAUGUGGCGCUGUCACAUGUCCUGGUGGCCAAAACUGCAGGAAACCUGAGAACUAUGCACAGCUGGGUGGCUGUGUGUCUGGGUAUAACUGCCCUCCAGGGCUGCUGUGAGACCCCGCAGGCCCGUGUGUGCCCCCCAGCCUGUGCCCCUGCUGGCUGGGAGCCCAUCGCCAUGGCCCUGGCCACACCGCCCUGAAGGACUACACCCUCUCCUGCCUGCUCACCUGGGACAGGUCCAGUACCAAGCACAUCUGCCCUGUGGGCAGCACUGAGGGCUGUGUCUGCCCCCUGGCACCAGGCUGCUGGAAAGUCAUCUCCAGCCAGGAUAAGCUCUGUGUGCCCACUGAGUACUGCCCCUGCUACCGCAGUAGGCGAUGGUACCCACCCAAUGCACCCCUCCAGGAAGACUGCCAUGUCUGCUUGUGCCAGAGCCAGAGGUGGCACUGUACUGGGCACCAGUGUGGAGGGCACUGCCAGGCCUCAGGCACCCCCCACUAUGUGACAUUUGAUGAGCUGGCGCUGACCUUCCCUGGGGCCUGUGAGUACCUGCUCGUAGGAGAGACCAAAGGCUGGUUCUGCGUGUCGGCCCAGAACCCGCCCUGUGGAAGCAGGGGUCUUACUUGCACCAAAGCACUCAGCCUACAGCUGGAAGGCACCGUGGUGCACCUGCUCCGAGGCUAGGCUGUGACAGUAAAUGGGGUGCCUAUCUCACCCCUCAGAGUCUAUACAGGCCCUGGACUGAGGCUGCGCCAAGCUGGUCUCACCCUGGUGCUCAGGACCCACCUUGGCCUCAGCUUGCUCUGGGAUGUAGGUCACACCCUGCUAGUGUACCUGCCUCCCCAGUUCCAUGGUCACCUGACAGGAUUGUGCAGAGACUUAGAUGGAGAUGCCAGCAAUGACCUGAAGAGCCGCCAGGGUGUCCUGGAACCCACAGCUGAGCUGGCCGCCCAUUCCUGGCGCCUCCAGCCCCUCUGCCCCUAGCCGGGAGAUCUGCCAUAUCCCUGCACCCUGAGGGAUAGGGACUGGAGCCUGUGUGUGAAUGCCCACUGGGCCUCUUGAGCCAGGGCUUGCUGUGGGGCACUCCUGCAGCCUCUCUUCACUGGGUGCCACGGCGAUACCUGCCAGAGACACUAUGAACAGUGUGUGUACAACGCCUGCAGUGUCUGUGCUCAGCCUCGCUACCUGCUACCUGCGCGGUUGAGUAUGCUCGCUAGGCUGGGAAGCUGCCUGCGCUGGCGUAGCCGGGAGCUCUGUGGGUUUCAGGGAGAGAAUGCACGGCUGUGUGUUGGUGUCCUUUACCUCUCUCCCUCUGCCCUGCACAUGUAUGACGCCUGUGGCCCCAUCUGUCCCCCCACCUGCCAUGACCAAGCUCCUGAGCCCGAGUGGUACUGCCACGUGGAUGCAUGCGUGGAGGGCUGCUUCUGCCUGGAGGGUACCCUGUUACAUGGUAUGGAGAUGAGGAGGGCCAGGACCAGGCAUCAGCGCUCUGAGUCCACCUGCGUGUCCUGUGCCACCCCAGGCUGCGGGGAGGCGCAGUCCUCCUGAAGCUCUGGCCGAUGCCUGCCCGUGACCCUCCGCUGUGAUGGGCACCAAGCACAUGAGGAGGACUGCCCGUGCCCCCAGAAUUGCACCUCCGAGGAGGUGUCCUGCGGGGAUGAGAGCUGCGUGGGUGCCUUCCAGCUGUGUGACGGAGUGUGGGCCUGCCCAGACAGAGAGGCUGGGCCUGGCCACUGUCCUCUCCCCUCUCUGCUGACGCACCCCCCCCCCCCGCUGACUCCCUGGAAACUGUGUCAGCUUCCUCAGGCAGUGUGGGACCUGGUGAAUGGGAUUCCAGAACUGGCGCCCGCCUGCAGCCCGACUGAAUUUGCUCGCGGAAGCGGCGAGUGCGUCCCACGGGGCUGGCGCUGCGACCACAAAGAGGACCGUGCUGACCGCGGCGACUAACGCGGCUGCGCUGAGCUGGAGCCCGCGCCUGAACAGCGCGCAGCCUCGCCCCACCACGAGCAGGCCCCGCCCCUCAAGGUCUCAGCCGGCCUAUCGCCCCACCCCGCUCAGUCCAUCCCCUCUCUCUUCUCCCCACCUUCGCCCUUUGGGCGGCUGGGAGGCGGUGACCCCAGCUCCUUUCCUCCGGGCUUACCUGCUGCACCCACUCCCUGGGCUCCAAAAGCCUCCUCUGUCGUCUCCUCCAUCUACCGGCUUUGCCAUGGGACCCAGGACUGUCCCCAGGGCGAAGUUGAGCUGGAGGGACGGUCCCCUGCCCUGAAUACUCCUGCCCAGAUGGUGCCUGCAUUGGUGUCCAGCUGCUGGAUGUGUGGGCCUCCCUGCUCACCCCUGAUGUUGCAGCUCUGCCCCGGCCCAGACCACCAGUCUCAGCCUUGCUUCUCAGCAGCCAGUGCUGGACAUCCACUGCAAGGCCUGCAGCCCUGGAUCAAGGGAGAGAACCAGACAGCCCACCCCAUGGCCACUCUAGGCCCAUCUACUGUCCCCAGCUCCCAGAUCGGACCUCCCCUUGCUACCUAUCUUCUGCCUCUACCAGGAGACCCUUGCUAUUCCUCACUGGGCCUGGCUAGACAGACACCCCAAGGGGAAUUGCAUGCUGUGCCCCAGCAGUUGGAACACCUGGCCUGGGCUGCUUCUCAGGGUGCUCCCAUUAAGGGGAGCAUUGGGGAUACCAACUCUUGGCCAUACACCCCACCCUUGUUCCUGCGCCUUCUUGCAGGGGGCAGGGACCUUCAGCUUCUCCACUGGCUCGAGGACCUUGAUGUUCUGGGUGGCGCCCUCCUCAUGCCCCAGGCAUUCUGGGGGAGAUGGGAUGGCUGGACCUCGGCUGUGCGGACCUUUGUCCAAAUGGUACAGGCACGGCACGUGCGGGUCUGGCCUCAGGGCCCUGCCGGUGACAUUUCUCUGCGGGUGGAGCUACUCGGCUGUAAACCAGCAUCCCCACCGUUGUCGCCCGCCUGCCUGGGCGCUGGGCCGCUGUGGGCCAGCGGUGAGUGUGCCCUUAGCGGGGCCGGGUACAACGGCAUGGAUGACUGUGUGGACCGUUCGAAUGACGAAGGCUGCGGGAUCGGCGCCGGCAGGUGCCUGCAGGCCCCAGUGUGCAACCGAGGCCCUUCCCCGUCCCGCAUUGCGGUGCUGGGCUUGAGCUCUGUGCCCUUGCUGGUGCCCACAAUGACUCUGCAUGGACUUCCGGCCACCUGCUCCCCAUGACAGCUGCACUAUGGCAGUGGGGAAUGCCUUUCUGAUCCUCGGCAUUGUGACCUGCCCAACUGCCAGGAUGGCUCCAAUGAGCAUGACUGUGUGGACUGUAUGCUGGCACCCUGGUCUGGCUGGACUCACUGCAGCCACAGCUAUGGGCCAGGCCUCGUUGUCCAGCGCUGGCAGCUGCUGCGGCCCCCCUUGCCUGGGGACAGCUGCCCACUGGAUCAUGACCACAGUCGGUCCUGCUUCCUUCAGGCCUACCCAGUGGCUGAAGCAUGGACUGUGUGGGAGGCCGGGGGGCCUGGAGGGUUUCCUGUGGGCCAUCGGAGUCACAGAAGGAGCUGUGAGGACCCCCCACCCAAGAACAGUGGCCCCUGCCCGGGGGUCUCCCAGAAGAGGGCACACUGCAGCUUGCAGCCCUGUGGAGGUAGCACCAACUGUGGGCUGGGCCGUGUGGAUGUGGAUGCUGGGCUGUGCCAGAAGGGCUUGGUGGCCUGGUGCCCACUCACCUGCCUGGACCCCAAGACCGACAGAAAUUGCAUCGGGCACUGUCUGGAGGGAUGCCGCUGCCCACCCAGGCUGCUCCUGCAUGCUAGCCGCCAGCCCCUCUCUCAGUGCCCCUGCCUCACGGGGGGAGCCGUUGAAAGCCCCGGCGAGCCCUUUCUGCUGGACAACUGCAGCCAGUGCAUCUGUGAGGAGGGGGCUCUCCGAUGUGAAUCCCAGGACAGUCCUGUGCCCUGUGGCUGGUCCCCUUGGUCCCCCUGGGGUCCUUGUGACCCCUCUUGUGGCCCCGGAAUGAGGGCCAGGUUCAGGUCUCCCUCCAAACCUCCAGCUGCUCCUAGGAGCACCCUAUAUGAAGGGGCCAGGCAGGAACUGAAGGCUUGCCACACGGGCUGCGGUACAGAAGUGCAGGGCUGGACUCCCUGGAUAGCCUGGUCUCCCGGUAGCUGGAGCUGCCUUACCCCUGGGGGUGGCCCUGGAUGGCGAAACCAGUCCCGGGUCUGCCCUGGCCCCAGGCCCGUAUCCUGCCCAGGAGGAGCCCUGAAGCCCCCUGUGUGCUCAGACCUCAUGGCUCUUUGUCCUGCCCCAUUCCUGUCAGUGCAAAGUGUCUGGGGCCCCUGGACUCCUUGGUCCACUUGCUUAGUCACCUGUGAUGGAGGCAUGCAGCUGCUCUGCCCCCUUCUCAGUACCUUCACUCCCAACCCUGAGGCCCAUUCAUCGAUUCCACUAGCUCAGUGCCCCAGGAACAUGUUGUUCCGCUCAAAGGAACAAUGCCGCCAGAAGGGUGGCCCAUGCCUUCAGCUGGGCAUGGCCCAGAGCCCUGGGGUGGAGUGCACCAGUUUUCGUGCCCCUGUCCCCCGUGCCUGCCUCCCCGGCCUCUUCCUGCACAAUGGGAGCUGCCUGCCAAGCCAGUGUCCCUGUCAGCAACAUGGGUUCCACGCACCCGGAGCAGUAGUACAACUGGAUUCCUGCAACAACUGGGCAGCGUCCCUCCGCCGCCCUAACUCGAGGGCACGAGGCUCCCGGGCCGUGUCAUCCCCUGCAGGGCCCCAGGAGUCUAGUCCACAGGUGGUGGCUGCAGCGUACCCUGAGGCAAGGCCGCUGGGAGAGGGGGCGGCCUGGAGGCAGUGGCGGGGUCAGCACGCCCCCGAAAGCGGGGCCAUAGAGCCCAGAGUAUCGGGGAAGGCGAGGAGCCCGCCGUCCCCCCGCGUUCUCAGCUGUUACCCAGGAGCCGGCAUUAUCGACACGCCACUACCGAUGGGCUCACUGCCCGCCGCACCCACCUGCCUCCUCUCCUCAGGACCGGCUCUUACCUCCCCGCCACUGCAGAUAGCGCCUCCUGCCGGCCACGCGGGUCUUGAAAUGGAGACGAUCGAGAGCGAGUGCGGGCGGAGCUUCCGCUUCAGCCAAUCAAUGAUCUAG